Penicillium salamii is the source of this 1683-nucleotide messenger RNA. NCBI's taxonomy places the organism in Eukaryota, Fungi, Ascomycota, Eurotiomycetes, Eurotiales, Aspergillaceae. The record is from the annotation of a GenBank genome assembly.
AUGGGUACAGGAAAGAAAGAGGCCUCUCGUAAAGAGAGGCAGGGGAAGCCUAAGGAUGGCAUGGGCAAUGUCAAAACCAAGGGUGAAAAUUUCUACCGCGAUGCCAAGAAGAUCAAGACCUUGAACAUGUUCAAGGAUGGCAAGGCUCGUCGUAACGCUCAGGGUGAGAUUACCGUGUCGGCCAGUUAUCAGUCCAGAGACCUGCCCACAGCUCGCAUCGAGCCAAACCGUAAAUGGUUUGCGAACUCCCGAGUUAUCUCACAAGAGGCUCUUACCUCGUUCCGCGAUGCUGUUGCCGAGCGUGCUGCCGACCCCUACCAAGUUCUCCUCAAGACCAACAAGCUCCCCAUGAGCUUGAUUCGGGACGGUGAGGGAAUCAACGGACUCAAGCAGCACGAGGCCAAGAUGGCCAUCGAGACCUCUCCCUUCAACGAUACAUUCGGCCCCAAGGCUCAGCGCAAGCGUGUCAAGCUCGGUGUCUCUUCUCUUGAGGAUCUUGCCGGCGAGUCCGCUCGCUCGCAGGAUAAAUACAGUGAGAAAAACGAUGAGGGAUUCCAUGCCGACGGAAGUGCGAUUGUCCGUGGUGAUGAUACUGCCGCCGCCGAGGACCUUGGUCUGCUCACAACCUCUCGCGAGUCUGUCUUCUCCAAGGGACAGAGCAAACGUAUCUGGAACGAACUGUACAAGGUCAUUGAUUCUUCCGAUGUCAUCAUCCACGUUCUGGAUUCUCGUGAUCCGAACGGUACUCGUUGCAGAAGUGUUGAAAAAUACAUUCGUGAGGAGGCACCCCACAAGCACUUGAUCUUUGUGUUGAACAAGUGUGAUCUCAUCCCGACCGGUGUUGCUGCCGCUUGGGUUCGUCAUCUCUCUAAGGAUUACCCUACUCUUGCAUUCCACGCCAACAUCAACAACUCCUUCGGUAAGGGUUCGUUGAUUGCUCUGCUCCGCCAGUUCUCUUCCCUUCACUCCGACCGGAAGCAGGUCUCGGUUGGUUUCAUUGGCUACCCCAACACGGGCAAGUCUUCUAUCAUCAACACACUCCGCAAGAAGAAGGUGUGCACUGUCGCUCCCAUUCCCGGAGAGACCAAGGUCUGGCAGUACAUCACUCUCAUGAAGAGAAUCUACCUCAUUGAUUGCCCUGGUAUUGUGCCCCCCAGUAUGAACGACACUGAGGAGGAUAUUCUCCUUCGUGGAGUCUGCCGUGUUGAGAACGUCGAGAACCCUGAACAGUACAUUCCUGCCGUGCUCCGUCGUGUUCAGCCCCGUCAUCUGGAGCGCACAUAUGGAAUCAAGCACCAGGAAGACUACCUCGACUUCCUGGCCCUUCUUGCCCGUCAAGGUGGUCGUCUCCUGAAGGGAGGUGAGGCUGAUUUGGACGGUGUCGCCAAGAUGGUCAUCAACGACUUCCUUCGUGGCAAGAUCCCUUGGUACACACCCCCACCUAAGGGUAAGGGCAAGGAUGGCGAAGAGAUUGAAGAUGGUGUUGACGGCCGUGAAGGCCGCCUCGGCGAGAUGCCUCGCAAGCGCAAGUUGGAUGAAAACAACGAGCCUGCCGAAAAGGAGGAAGCCGAGUCAUCCGAUUCCCAGUCCGCUGAAGAUGAGGAGGCCGAUGGUGCCGAAAGUGACAAUGACUCUAUCGCCAACAUCGAGGUCAGUGACGUCGAGAGUGGUGAGGAGGAUUGA